Molecule: messenger RNA, 2171 nt
Organism: Onychostoma macrolepis
Lineage: Eukaryota; Metazoa; Chordata; Actinopteri; Cypriniformes; Cyprinidae
Gene: pick1
Product: protein interacting with prkca 1
Exons: 13
Coding region: 244-1473 (409 amino acids)
Biological process (GO): intracellular protein transport; dendritic spine maintenance; positive regulation of receptor internalization
Cellular component (GO): postsynaptic early endosome; trans-Golgi network membrane; synaptic vesicle
Molecular function (GO): phospholipid binding; protein kinase C binding; protein domain specific binding
Source: RefSeq, a predicted model, not a curated record
UUACUUUGGUUUUCCUGUCACCAGCAGAAGAAGAACUCAACCUGCUGCUGGCUGGUGCUCAGAUGCAGCAGCUUGAUGUUUAUCGAAUUAUCUUAUUAAAACAACACUAAAACAUUAUUAUAAUAUGUUCACGUGCUAACAGCGUCUUUAUACUUCAGCUAUUCGUCAACAGAACGUAAUAGAGUUCAUCAUAUGAAUGAAUGAAGAGAGUUUGAUCCACAUUAAACACGAUCAGAGCUGAUAAUGUUCACAGACAUGGACUAUGAGCUGGAGGAGGACAAACUUGGGAUUCCCACAGUUCCUGGAACAGUGACUCUGAAGAAAGACUCACAGAACCUGAUCGGGAUCAGUAUUGGGGGCGGAGCUCAGUUCUGUCCCUGUCUCUACAUCGUACAGGUGUUUGAUAACACUCCGGCCUCUCUGGACGGGACUCUGGCCGCCGGCGACGAGAUCACAGGAGUCAACGGCAAACCGGUGAAAGGAAAGACUAAAGUAGAGGUGGCCAAGAUGAUCCAGGCAGUGCAGGGUGAAGUUGUGAUCCAGUACAAUAAACUGCAGGCCGACCCGAAGCAGGGCAAAACUCUGGAUAUCGUGCUGAAGAAGGUGAAGCAUCGUCUGGUGGAGAACAUGAGUUCAGGAACGGCAGACGCUCUGGGACUCAGCAGAGCCAUUCUGUGCAACGAUGGUCUGGUAAAGAGGCUGGAGGAGCUGGAGAAAACCGCUGAACUUUAUAAAGGACUGAUGGAGCACACGAAGAGACUGUUAAGAGCUUUCUAUGAGCUCUCGCAGACUCACAGAGCGUUUGGUGAUGUGUUUUCUGUCAUCGGUGUGCGUGAGCCGCAGGCCGCCGCCAGCGAAGCCUUCGUGAAGUUUGCUGAAGCUCAUCGAAACAUGGAGAAGUUCGGCAUCCAGCUGCUGAAGACCAUCAAACCCAUGCUGCACGAUCUGAACACGUAUCUUCACAAAGCGAUUCCUGACACCAAACUCACCAUCCGCAAAUACCUGGACGUCAAGUUUGAGUACUUGUCGUACUGUCUGAAGGUGAAGGAGAUGGAUGAUGAAGAGUACAGCUGUAUUGCGUUAGGAGACCCGUUGUACCGUGUCAGCACCGGUAACUACGAAUACCGCUUGAUUCUGCGCUGUCGACAGGAGGCUCGCGCUCGAUUCGCCAAGAUGCGCAAAGACGUUCUGGAGAAAAUCGAACUCCUGGACCAGAAACAUGUUCAGGACAUCGUGUUCCAGCUGCAGCGCUUCGUCUCAGGCAUGUCGCGCUACUACGACGACUGCUACGCCGUGCUGAAAGAGGCCGACGUGUUCCCCAUCGAGGUGGAUCUGUCCCGAACCACGAUCAACUACAGCGGACAGAGUCUCUCAUACGAGGAGGAGGAGGAGGAGGAGGAAGAGACGAGCAGAGGAGAGGAAGACACUCUACAGACUGAGAACGGAGCUGAGAAACUCAUCGACGACGAGUGACUGAGGGAAUUACCAGAGGAAAUAAUAAAGAAAUCAACGAAGGGAAAGUGAAGAGUCUCAUUGUGACAGAAAGAACUACAGAUUGAAAGAGUAUGUUCAAGAUGAUUGAUAAAUAAUAUGAAUAAAAGCAUUAUAUAUAUUACAUAUUUAUAUAUAUAUAUAUAUAUAUAUAUAUGUGAUAUUUAAUAUAAAAUGUCUAUAUUAAUAAGCUACACUUUCAAAUCACUGGUCAGACAGAAACAGAAUCACUGGUUGCCAUGUUACAUACUUUAGAAUAGAAUGUUACGUUUGGUUACUAUGGUGACAGAAUUUAAACUUUUAAUCAAACAUUCUUUGUUUGGAGUCUUUGCACUCUUUGUUUCAAAACAUUUCAAAUGAACGGGACCUGAAGUUGAGUUGCACAACUUGUGUGAGUUUUUCUCUCUUUUUUGCCUUUGAAACGCUGGAUGAAUGUCUUUAAGCUCCAAUGAUCUGAACACUGUUUUAUUUUAUAUUUUAUUUUUUUGUGUGUUUGGGGUUAUUUAAUUUAACUCAGUUGUGUAAACUGUGAUUUAUGUACGUUCUAGAAAGAUUAAAUGUCUUAAAGGUUAGAAAAACAAAAGGUCUGAUGAAGAAAAACUCUUGUAAAACCUGCAAUGUGUGAGUAAAAAUGUAAAUCAAACUUGCUUUAUGGGCUUUCUCAUUAAACGUCUGAGUUU